AUGGGAUUGAUUCAAAGUGUGGAGAUCUUGAUGACUUGGAAAAAGGCAGGGAAACCUUUUGGAAUAAGCGUAAACAACAGCUGCCCAUCAUUCCCAACUCAUUCAUUUCAGCAGGAAUUUUUCCCAUUAGGGAAUGUGCAUUGGCUCAGUAAUUACUAUUUAUUAUGCUUACGAACAACCAAAACCCAAAGAAAGAAAGAUCAUGAACACCUCCUAUGUUUCUCUCUUGUGUUUCAGAAUGGACCUUCUACUGCCCAAUCACAGGAACCAGAAAGUCUCUUUGAUAGUAAGUGUGUUGCAGUAUAGAUUUCGUUGUUGUUGCUGGCAUCCAUCUGUGUCAAGAGAAAGUGGGGUGUUUCUCCAGGGGUGAAGUCAAUCCGUUGUCUUGCAACAAUCUUGUGUUAUCUAUGGCUCGAAUGGAAAGGCCAGGGGAAAAUGUUUAAAAUGCAUAUUGUCCAAUUGAGCUGGGAAUGGCUUUACUUUCCUGCCUACAUUUGACAAUUCCAUCACUACAGUCAGCUCACAGCUUGCAUGGGGGCUGUGUUCCAGGAAAUUGCGUGUAUAGUAAGAUAACCCCUAAAAGCACCUCCAUGUCACCACCCCUGCCUUUCCAAAGCCUAUGUGCUGAGCAGGCCUUGCUUAACAGGCUCUGGCAGGCUCCCAUGACAUCUUGCGGGAGGAUCCCACAGCCCAGUAAGCAUGUCUGAGAGCCCACCUUGCACACGUUUCACUUGUGUGGUAUCAGCUGGCCAGCUGCUGAGCGUGUGAAGCUGCAGUUGCACAGGUUAAAUGUGCACAAGCUACGAUUUGACUGUAUUGAUGUUGAUCCAUUGCCUAAUGUUAGUAAAUCCCAAUUCCCAUUCUUUAUCCAACAAACCAACCCAUCUAUUUAAUAUGUGGAGAAGUAGAGUUUUAAAUAAGUGCACCAGAUGUUGGAACAGAACAGACGUAAAUUAUGCAUGGGGGUGGGGGUGGGGUGGGAAUCUACAGUGGUUUUAAGGCUGCCAAAUCCAAGCUUUCAUCUCAGUUUAUAAACCUAGCAUUUUAUCAUCUCUGGCACGUGCUGUGGUCAUCCACCCUCCUCCUGCUUUUCAAAAUGUACGUAGGCCUUGCAAACCCACACAGUCUUUCUGCUAGGACCUACUGAAGAUUCAGUACAUGGGAUAUCUUACAUACGCAGCUGUUUUUUAGUUCAUGAUUAUAAAACACCAGUGGGCAACCUCUGGCCCACAGCCCGAAUUAUGCUCUGCUGGGCUCUAAUUUGGCCCAUGAGGUCUCUCCCCAACCACACACGCCUGCCUUGCACCUGACGUCAUAUGCAUUGUCAGGUGCAGAGCAGGUAAGCACACAAAGCAGAAAUCAGGAGCCUUAAAACGCACUCCUGGUGGAUCCUUGACAAGUAGGGUUUUUACGUGUGACACCAAAUGCAAGCUCCUCUGGGAUUGAUUCCACUCUGGAGCUUCCAGUAUGAAGCUUGGUGUUGAUCAUCUAAUAUUAAAUAAUCUUUUUAGCUUUGCAGAAGUCUGUUAUUAAUAGGUAGCAAAGAUAAAUGAGCUUAAAACAGAUCUCUGAGGUGGUGGAAGUAAACUCACAAAGCUCUUGAGAGAAUUCCUGAAUUCAUUUAGAAAGGCAGUGCAACUUCAUUGCACACAUUUGUCCAAAUUUUGAAAGAAGAAUGGGAUUAUGAGCAACUGGAGCUAAACAAAUGUACAGAAAUAAAUUUAAUUAAAACUAUUUAUAUUUAUAUCCUUCCUUUUCCCAAGAACUGGAGCUCAGGGUGGCUCACAAAAAUGAAAACAAAUGUGUAAAACACAGAAAGCUCUCUCUCUCUCUCUCUCUCUCUCUCUCUCUGUGUGUGUGUGUGUGUGUGUGUGUGAUAAUAGUUAAAAAGGAAUUAAACAGAAUUAAAAUAAUAUAAGAACAGAUAUAUAAAUUCUAGUAGAAAACAGCACUAUUAAAAGCCCUUUCCUUAAAACAGUCAGUUCCCAAGAGCCUGUAGGAAUAAAAGUCUUCACCUGCUGGUGGAUGGGCAACAAGGAGGGAGCCAGUCCAGCCUCUCUAGGGAGGAAGUUCCAAAGUUAUCUGGGAGCAGCCACCAAAAAGGCCCUUCCCACAUCCCCACCUAAUGUGCCUGUGACGGUGGUGGGGCAGAGAGAGGCUUCCCCCCAAGAUCUUAGAGCUUGGGCAGGUUCAUAUGAAGGAAUACGGUCGUUCAAAAAUCCCAACUGCAAUAUGUAGCAAAUGGAGUUUGACUUUCAUACCUCAACUGAAAUGGCUUGUAUGUUUGUGUAGGUUGGUGGCUGGGGGAAGUUUGUGGCAAGCCUGAACACACUCACACAGGUCUGCUUCUGUCACACCUAGUUAUCACUUCCGUAAGAUAGCAUGCUUUGGAGGCAUUUAUGACCGAGCUAACUCUGUAUCAUGAUGAUGUCAUCCUGCAGCUCAGCAUUAUGACAUCAGUUAGAAAAAUCUUUGAAAGAGUUCAAGUAACCAGUGGUUCCUUAUCCUGGUUUCUUAUUUUAUAGAAUUGUAGACUUGGAAGGGACCGCAAGGGUCAUCUAGUCCACCCCCCUGCAAUGCAAUAAUCUUUCACCCAAUGUUGCAGGUGAUCUAUUUCAUGUGGAGAGAAGCUAUUCAAAGUUACUCAAGGGACCACACUAGAAGCUUGGAGGAAUUAUCUUUAUCCUGAGCUCCAUGAAAAGUUGUCAUCUACCUGCCUGCAUUCAGGAAUAUUAUUAUUGUGGAACGUAUGGACCCUGUAGCACUGACAAAACUGACAAACGUGGGGAGAAUUAGACAUAGUGGGAAGGCAGGUAAGUAAUAAUUUUGAAAUUAAUUCGGCAUUAGUGGUUCAAUCCCGAAAAAGAUACUUGUGUUUUGGGGAAACAGCCAUCGAUAUAUUUUCAUCCAAACAUGAUAGAUCCUGGUGAUCUCCCAUAUCCCCACCCAGGCACUAGAGGCCUUGAUUUAGGUCUCCUCCACAUCAUAGAAUCAUAGAAUCAUAGAGUUGGAAGAGACCACAAGGGCCAUCGAGUCCAACCCCCUGCCAAGCAGGAAACACCAUCAGAGCACUCCUGACAUCAGAUCCUAUACAGAAGGCUAAAUUAGACUCUGCCAUAUUCAGAGCAAUCUUUUUCUCCUCAAAGCAUUCUGGGCACUGCAGUUCAUUAAUGGUUGCUGGGAAAUUUAACUCCGUGAGGGGUAAACUACCAUGUCCAGACUUCUUGGAGGGAAAGAACGUGUUUUGAAACUACUUCAGAUGUAUAGCGUGUUCACAGUUGUGGCAACCCCAAUGCUCCAGAACUCCCAAGAGAGGGCCAUUUGUUUCCUUCCUACACAAACGUGUAUAAAGCAUUCUAGAUUCAGGUAUUGUGUUGGUCUGAUGCAGUCAAAAUAAAUAAAUAAAAUGUCCAGUAGCACCUUAGAGACCAACUAAGUAUCUGAAGAAGUGUGCAUGCACACGAAAGCUUAUACCCAGAACAUACUUAGUUGGUCUCUAAGGUGCUACUGGACAAUUUUUUUUGUGUAUAAAACAUUUUUUUUCAGACAACCUUUAAAAAUUAAUUACUGCUAUAUCACAUGCAUAUCCUAUGCUCUGUAUUGGUUUCUGUGGAGGGUGAUAUGAUGGGUGGAACGGACUGGGAAAGCAGUUUAAUGGGCAUUAUGGACAGUCUCCAGUCCGUGGUGCAGUGGGGCUUGCUAUGGCCAGGCCUGUUCCAGCAUAAACACCUUUUUCAUUUUCACCUUUUAGAAUGUUCUAAGUUCUAGGACCAGAAGAGAUCCCAUCAUUUCUGUUUUCAGGGAGAGAAAAUAAGCUCCCUUAACCUGCAAUAUGUGCAUCAGAUCAAGAAUUUACUGGUUCCCCCAUCUUCUGGCUUGCCGGUCUAAAGUAUUUAUCUCGGUUUUGGUUGCUUUCAUGUUCUUGUAGGAUUUAUAACCCAUCUGAUAAAUGCAGUAGACAAAGAACAUUCCAUUUGGGGAAGAGAGGAACAGCCUGUCAGACACCCACAAAGAUGUUAUGAGAGGAUUAAUCCCAGUCCCCCAACUUCUCAGAACAGCAUGCAUGAAAUCUAGCAAUGUGUGUGGGGUCCUGGCAAAGCAGAGUGCUCUGUGAAUGUUGGCUCUUACACUAGGCAAAACAUUUUUGAGUUAUGAGAUUUUUUUUUAACCUACUUCUAAGGCUUCUCAUUUUGAAAUGUCAUUUUAACUGAUCUGCAGUAGAUCAAGAGGCUCAUGAUAUGCAGGUAAGAUGAGCAAUGGCUGUAACAGAGGCCAACAUAUGGUGUUCACUCGGUACUUGGCAGAUGCUUAAGUGGUACAUAGGAGUGGAUGGUAGGAAAUUGUUGCAAUAGCCUUCCAUCUCAAAAGUCUAAAUGUCUUCUUAAAAUUGUUUUGUCCUUUUUUAAACAAGUGAACCAACCCAACAACAGUUUUAGGGCAUCUAUCCAACCUCAACUCUAUACUGCUGCCCCCCACAAUUUACUAAAACCUUCCAUGGAAGCAGGAACUUAAUGUUGAGUUCUCCCCUAUCCUGUUUCCCCUUCUUUUCAUUUUCAUUUAAACCACUGUAUAAACCAACAACUUGCCCCUUGACCACUAAUAAUGAACCAUAUUUUGUAGAUAUUACUGCAAAUUUAUAGUGCUAUUUUUGUGAUGUGCAAAUGACAUCACAAAAGACUUGGUCUGUUUAUUUGCAUUAUUUACUAUUCCUAUCAUUCCUGUUUAUAAAACCCAAUAAAGAGUUGUUGUUGUUUAAAAAAUGUUAAGUUCUACCUACUUCUGGCUUUCUAUCCUAGAUCUUUUUCUCUGCUAUUCUUAGAGCUAUUCUUACUAAAUCUACUGUUGGGUAUUUUCAGGCCUUUCUCCAGCUGCAUGUCAGAGAAGACAAGACGUGGCUCAGUGGCUUCAUGUUCUGACUCAAGAGUGAGGCCCAUCGGUCCAUUGAGCUCAGUAUGGUCUACACUGACUGCCAGCAGCUCUGCAGGGUUGCAGCAGGAGAUGUCGGGGGCUGAAUGUGGGACCUUCUGCAAUGCAAAGCCACUGCCCUCCUACUGAGCGAUGACCCUUCCUCUAUUUUCUGCAAAGAGAGAAGACUCAACAAAGAUCAGUUGCAUAUACUGUGUAGUUGUCUAUACUUUCCUCCCCUUUUGUAUAAUUCCUCAUACAAACACUUCUGCAAACUUCUAAGCAAGGAGUGGAAAAAAGUAGAAAAUGUAUGGAACAAUUACUUGUUCCCAGUUUCUGAAAUUAUUUCCGUACUGUAUUUUUUAACGUAUUUUUUAUUACAGAUUUCUUGGUUUACAAAAGUAUGUGCAAUGUCUGUUUUUUCAAGUUACAUUUUCUACAGAUCAGUUUCAUUUGUUGAGACAUUAGUGUUACAUUAGGAAAAAAAGGGAGAAAGAGGUGGGGGGGGUCCAUGGGGUGUAGGGGUGGCAAUGUUUCUAUUUUACUUAAUGUAUGUGUGGGGUUUUGUGUCAGCAGCGCUUGUGCGGGUUCUCUUUACUAUUCGCUUGUGUUUCUUUGGUGGUGAGAGAAAUUGGGGUUGGCCUAGGGUGUGGUUGCUUGUUUGUGAUUGGCUGUGGUGAACUUUGUUUUCAUGUGUGAGUGGGGUGGGUGGGUGUUUUUGAAUCCGGUUAGCCAUAUUGAUUUGUAUGCUGUUGGUGGAUUCUUGUCAUUGUCUUGUUGGGCUGUGAAAAGGGAGCCAUAGUGGGGUGACGGCGUCUUCUUCCAUUUGUCCCCGUGUCAGUUUCAGUUUAUUGGUCAAUUUUUCUAAUAAGGUUGUUUCCCAUACUAUUUGGUACCAUUGCUCCAUGUUUACUCCUGGCAGGUCUCUCCAGUGUCUGGCUAUGAUGUUUUUUGCUGCUGAGAGGAGGUAGGUUAUGAGCUCUUUGUGAUCCUCGUCUGUGCAUGUUGACAGUUAGGAUUCUGUACUGUAUUUGUAAAAAGAUAAAGGUAAAGGUACCCCUGCCCGUACAGGCCAGUCGUGUCCGACUCUAGGGUUGUGUGCCCAUCUCACUUAAGAGGCCGGGGGCCAGCGCUGUCCGCAGACACUUCCGGGUCACGUGGCCAGCGUGACGAAGCUGCAUCUGGUGAGCCAGCACAGCACACGGAAACGCCGUUUACCUUCCCGCUAGUAAGCGGUCCCUAUUUAUCUACUUGCACCCUGGGGUGCUUUCGAACUGCUAGGUUGGCAGGCACUGGGACCGAGCAACCGGAGCUCACCCCGCUGCGGGGAUUCGAACCGCCGACCUGACGAUAGCUGCUGUUAUAUAUUCAGUGGUCUGCAUUUGCCUGAACUUGAGUUUGGACUAAGGAAUCUGAGCCCAUGUUCUGAUUUGAUACAUGAUAUCCAAUCACAGAACAUUUCAGGAUUCGGGCCACUGCCAUUGGCUCUUAAACUCUGAGUUAUGAUUUGUAGUUUGUGAGUUUAGACAGCCAAUCAUGUUGAGAGUGGGAGUGGCUCAGGCCUUCAGAAAUGUAUAUAAACAGUUGCUUUGCCUCUGUUGUCUAGUUCUGUUAAUUCACUAAAGGUUCUUGCUGUUAUCACUGUGUCUCGCUUCGUGGGAACUUACCUACACUUCAGCUGCCACUUCGCUUUUGCAGCUAUUUUUGCAUAGGCCUGCACUAACUAUGCUGCUCCCUGCCUUUGGCUCUCCCAGCUAAACCUCGCAACCAAAACCUUUGCAACCAUCAAAUCUAUUUCCGUGGUCAGUGGGAGGGAAAAGGAAAGAGUUUUUCGAAAACUCCCAGAAAGAAAAACAGAGUUAAAUCAAAAUUGA
Podarcis lilfordi (Lilford's wall lizard) is the source of this 6779-nucleotide messenger RNA. Lineage: Eukaryota; Metazoa; Chordata; Lepidosauria; Squamata; Lacertidae. The record is from the annotation of a GenBank genome assembly.